This is a messenger RNA of Vollenhovia emeryi, 2544 nucleotides long. Its product is annotated as protein couch potato. The transcript is spliced from 10 exons. The record is from RefSeq and is a predicted model, not a curated record. Lineage: Eukaryota; Metazoa; Arthropoda; Insecta; Hymenoptera; Formicidae. The coding region runs from base 182 to 1168 and encodes 328 amino acids. Gene Ontology annotation, molecular function: mRNA binding.
CGCCGAAGGGAAGGUUAUUUUCAAGUGAUACGUCCUGGAGGCGCCCGUCGUCUUCGCCGGUACAACCAUAACGCCGCCCGCUCUAAAACGACCGAGACGGGACACGGUGGAUUCGUCGCCGCCACCCGCUCGUACCGCAGCCCCCGGCAACCCCGGACCGUCCGGCAAACUCGCCUGCAUCAUGGACGCGCCGCUUUCGCAGAGCAUGGACUCCGUCAACACGGUGGCCACCGGCGAAGACGAGGUGCGCACCUUGUUCGUGAGCGGCUUGCCGAUGGACACCAAGCCGAGGGAGCUCUAUCUGCUUUUCAGAGCAUACGAGGGGUACGAGGGGUCGCUGUUAAAAGUCACGAGUAAAAAUGGGAAAACAGCGUCGCCGGUGGGAUUCGUGACUUUUCACACGAGGGCAGGCGCGGAGGCGGCGAAGCAGGAUCUGCAGCAGGGGGUUAGAUUCGAUCCUGAUAUGCCACAAACCAUACGUUUGGAAUUUGCAAAAAGUAACACAAAGGUUAGCAAACCCAAGCAACCAGCCGCUGCAGCAGCCACCUCGCACCCCGCUCUGAUGCACCCUUUAACGGGACACCUAGGGAGUCCGUUCUUCCCCGGUGGUCCUGAAUUGUGGCAUCAUCCAUUGGCGUAUUCUACAGCCGGCGAAUUACCGGGCACGCUGCAACAUGCGACGCUGGUGCACCCGGCGUUACAUCCUCAGGUCCCCGCGCCUAUGUCCCUGCCGCAUCCUACGACGUUGACGUCGAUACACGCGUCGCUGCCUCAUUUUUUACCGUCGCCGGCACUGGCGUCACCGGUCGGAUCACCCUCGUCACAGCCGAACAUCGUCAGCAAUGCGCAGUGCUCCACCCUCUUCGUGGCAAACCUGGGCCAGUUCGUGUCCGAGCAUGAGCUAAAGGACAUCUUCAGCAGUUUUCCUGGUUUCUCCCGGCUUCGUAUGCACACGAAGGGAGGGUCGCCAGUGGCCUUUGUCGAAUAUCAAGACGUUCGCUACGCGGCCCAGGCGAUGGCCACUCUCCAAGGAUCCUUUCUCCUCUCCUCCGACCGGGGAGCGAUACGAAUCGAAUAUGCAAAGUCAAAAAUGGCCGAGGUGGGCUUUACAAAUCUCUGGAUCGAAAAAGAAGUAAUUAAUUCCGUCUGUGAUGGUCUCGCGUAUUAGUGACAUGCGAUUUAAAUAUGAAAGCGUCAUCUCGUUGCAAUUAGGGAUCAAAGAGACAAGAAAACGGCCAACCUUAAGAUCGACAUCAACGGCAUGUAAGAAGGCAGAUUAUCGGGUUGCCGGAGGAGACGACAGGACGUGCGUAGGACAGAAUAUCCAUCGGAAAACAAGACACGAGGAAGAACCAUACAAGAAAUCGCACGCUAUUGAGCAGUUGAAGACUCGUUGACGAGAGAUCGCAGGGAGCGAGCGUAGGAGCGCGAGAGCAGCAAACACACACAUACACAUAUACGCGCACACACACGCAUACACACAUACACAUGAAGAAGAAAAGAAGAGGAGAGACGCAAAAAUUGCGAGUGUGGGUGGAAGGGUGAGAGAUCCCGGUCGCUCCCUUCCGCCCGGAAGGGACACAGCGAGCACGUCGGUAGGCAAAUUCUUGUAAAUUCUUCGACGUUGCAGAGCGGAGAGGCGUGUUGGUUCGCGCGACUCUAGCGGGGGGCCCAAUAUAAUCACAUAAUAAUUCCUAGGUAUAUAUAUUUUUUAACGAACUUAACUUAUCUCGAUUCGCGUACCUACCUUUACCUACUAUUUAUUUUCACCGUGUCUUUGAUCGCGAUCGACGACGACGAAGCGAGAGACAAGGGGCUGGGGGUGGGAGGGAUGAUAAAGAGGUGAGAUCGAAGAGGAGGCAGCGGAAGAACGAAGGAUGGCGAGGAAGCGAAUUUUGUUUCUUGUAUGUGUACGCAUACGUAAAGAAAAAUGGCACUCUUCGCAGUCACACGCGCACGUUAUAUCGCGAUAUUUGUUAACACGUACACGUAUACAAUACACACACACAAAAAUACAUUUACACGCGACAGUCGCGAAGAUUUUAUCAGACAUAUCAUGCCACCCAGGGGUGUAUCCGCGAUGUAUCAUGUAAAUUGCAUUCAACGAUAAUCUAUUGGGUGUUUUGGAAAGGGAACUUGUAAAAAAAUUCGCUAAAUAAGUCAUUACAUCGAGCUCGAGCUUUUCGAAUUGUUCGUAUCGGUGGAAAAGUAAUAAGUCGUGAGAAUCGAGUCUCGCAAAAAAGAAAAAAGAAAUCAAGCUCAUUAACGCGCGAUUGAAGCGCGCGUGAUAGAACAAUGCGAAUCCCGGUGGCGGCUCUAACGCGAAAUUGCGUAUUCCACACACUGAAACGAUACAAGCGAGGCGAAGAUGAGUACAUCAAGCUUAAUACCAAAGGUGCCCUAAGAAGCGUGUAUUUAUGUUUUAUCAUCGGCGCGUCGCGCGAAGCACGAGCGCGCGUACAUUUAACUAUUGUAUCUUGUUAAGAAGAGUCUAGUGUCCUAGGUGAGGAUGAAGGAAGUGAGAGGGAGAGGGAGAGAAACACA